AUGUGGACCCAGAGGCCCCACACCCCGCUCCUGCUGCUCUCGGGGGCCCUGGUCCUGUCCAAGACCUGGGCGGACACCUUCCAGUGGAUGUAUGGCUGCGAAAUGGGGUCAGAUGGGAGCUUCCUCCGCGGCUAUGACCAGUUUGCUUACGACGGCGCCGACUACAUCACCCUGAACGAGGACCUGCGCUCCUGGACCGCGGCCAGCGAGGUGGCUCAGCUCUCCCUGCGCAAAUACGAGGCUGUGGAUGAGGCGGAGGUGCAGAGGAACUACCUGGAGAGGGUGUGCAUGGAGUGGCUCCGCAGAUACCUGGAGAAAGGAAGGGACAUUCUGCAACGCGCAGAUCCUCCAAAGGCACACGUGACCCGCCACCCCGUGGGGGGGACCCCUGGAGAGGAGCAGAGAUACACGUGCCAUGUGCAGCAGGAGGUGCUGCCUGAGCCCCUGACCCUGAGAUGGGAGCCGCCUCCUCAGACCUUCAUCUUCAUCAUCAUGGGCAUCGCUGGGGGCCUGGUUCUGCUGGGAGCUGUGGCUGGAGCUGUGAUGUGGGAGACGAGGCGCUCAGGUGGAAAAGGAGGGAGCUACGCUCAGACUGCCAGUGAGUAUGGAGAGGUGACCCCUGAGACCCUGUGA
Molecule: messenger RNA, 633 nt
Organism: Myotis davidii
Lineage: Eukaryota; Metazoa; Chordata; Mammalia; Chiroptera; Vespertilionidae
Product: HLA class I histocompatibility antigen, B-14 alpha chain
Exons: 5
Coding region: 1-633 (210 amino acids)
Biological process (GO): immune response; antigen processing and presentation of endogenous peptide antigen via MHC class Ib; antigen processing and presentation of endogenous peptide antigen via MHC class I via ER pathway, TAP-independent
Cellular component (GO): external side of plasma membrane
Molecular function (GO): signaling receptor binding; peptide antigen binding
Source: RefSeq, a predicted model, not a curated record